AUGUCGAAGCCGGGCUUCAAGGACGUUGAUUUCGGCAACAAGGCGUCGCAGAGUCAGAUCAACACACCUUUCGACUCGCCUGAGAAAGUUUCGCAUCCAAGAACCAAAGAGCGGCCCAAGGAGCUUCAACUUCAAAAGGCUAAAGAAUGGCUGGAUGCCCAUGGAUCUCAAAGAAGUCCCAUGAGGGCUACUGGCUGGGGUGGACUAGAGGCCGCUCUGGCGGUCCCAGUCUCACCGGGCUCUCACAACACCAUCGAAAUCCCAGCAUUACGGUCUCCGGAUGCAGAUACGACACAGUUCAUGCACAAUCUCUCCGCUAGCCCGUCUAUGAAGGAGCGGAGGUUGUCACGGAACUCGUUUGGUGCCACUCUACCUAUUCCCAAGUCCAAACGCCAGUCCAGGCUGAGCAGUCUCGCCUACCAAGAAGGCAGAGAGACGUUAAAGGCGGAUAAGGGGGCAGGAGCGAUGCCGAGCUAUGCGACCCGCGAGAUCUUGGUUUCACAAAUCCAGGAUAUUAAGGCAGACAAGGUCAAGAAAGCCAAGAACAUGGCAUUCGUCUUUGACAUUGAUGGUGUCUUAGUCCACGGUGACCGCCUUAUCCCUGAGGCCAAGCGUGCUCUCUCAAUGCUAAAUGGUGACAAUGAACUUGGCAUUAAGAUCCCUCACAUAUUUCUCACAAACGGCUCUGGCAAGCUGGAGCUGGCACGCACACAACAGCUGUCUAAGAUUCUUCAAAACCCCAUCAGCACCGAUCAGUUCAUCCAGAGUCACACACCUAUGCGAGCACUUGCUGAGUAUUACAACACUGUCUUGGUCGUUGGCGGCGAAGGGAACCGCUGCCGCGAGGUAGCUGAGGAGUACGGCUUCAAGGAGAUCAUCGUGCCUAAUGACAUAGUCGUGUGGGACCCAACCAUCGCCCCUUACCGUACCGUCAGUGAGGAAGACAAAGCUAAGGCUCGGCCCCUUGACUUUUCCAAGAUCAACAUUGAGGCCAUCCUGGUCUUCUCGGACUCGCGCGACUACGCAACAGACAUGCAAAUCAUCGUUGACCUGUUGCGGUCCGAAAACGGCCGUCUGGGCACCAUGGCCAAGGACCCGGUCUCACAGCGCAUCCCCAUCUACUUCUCCCAGGGCGACCUUCUUUGCCCAACAGAGCAUCCCUACCCUCGUAUGAGCCAGGGCGCCUUCCGCAUCGGUCUGGAAGCCAUGUACAAGGCCCUGACCGGCGUCGAGUUGGAGCGUGUCGUGUACGGCAAGCCGGAGCUGGCCACGUACAAGUACGCUGACGAGGUCAUUGCCUCGUGGAUGGAUAUGCUGCAUGGCGAGGAGCGCGUGCCGGAUAACAUCUACAUGAUUGGUGAUAACCCGGCUUCGGACGUCAUUGGUGGCAACAUGUAUGGCUGGAAUACUUGCCUGGUGCGGACCGGUGUCUUCCAAGGAGGGGGGAACGACGAGGAUAAUCCGGCUAGCUUUGGCGUCUUUGCCAACGUGUGGGAAGCGGUCACCGCGGCUUGCCGGAAGGAGCUGGGUGAUGACUUUAUAUUCAAGUGGGAUGAGAAGCGGAUUAACCCUGUGCUGAGCAGCGAAGCUGCGUCAGCUAUCGAGGUGUAG
Messenger RNA from Thermochaetoides thermophila DSM 1495, 1611 nucleotides. RefSeq lists its product as uncharacterized. The record is from RefSeq and is a predicted model, not a curated record. Lineage: Eukaryota; Fungi; Ascomycota; Sordariomycetes; Sordariales; Chaetomiaceae. The transcript has a single exon. Gene Ontology annotation, cellular component: mitochondrion. Bases 1 to 1611 code for a protein of 536 amino acids. Gene Ontology annotation, biological process: glycerophospholipid biosynthetic process.